Messenger RNA from Malaclemys terrapin pileata, 1361 nucleotides. RefSeq names its product estradiol 17-beta-dehydrogenase 11-like. Gene Ontology annotation, molecular function: oxidoreductase activity, acting on the CH-OH group of donors, NAD or NADP as acceptor. The transcript has 7 exons. Gene Ontology annotation, cellular component: lipid droplet. NCBI's taxonomy places the organism in Eukaryota, Metazoa, Chordata, Testudines, Emydidae. The record is from RefSeq and is a predicted model, not a curated record. Bases 108 to 1016 code for a protein of 302 amino acids.
CCCGUCCUGUCUCCAGUGGAGAAGCAUUUCCUGGUCUCUGAAAAAUAAAUAACCGACAUUGUUUUAAAUAGUGACUAAGGGUCAAAGUACUGAAAGCCUGUAGAAAAAUGAAUCUCUUUAUGGAGCUUUUGUUGCUUUUACCUAUAAUAAUUUACUCCUACAUAGAGGCUUUUGUGAAGCUUUUCAUUCCUGUGAAGAGGAAGUCUGUCAGUGGAGAGCUUGUUCUCAUUACCGGUGCUGGUCAUGGAAUUGGGAGAGUAACAGCCUAUGAAUUUGCCAAUCGACAAAGCAGAUUGGUUCUAUGGGACAUCAAUAAGCAUGGCAUUGAGGAAACAGCUGCAGAGUGCAGAAGGCUGGGGGCCACAGCUCAUGCUUUUGUGGUGGACUGCAGUAAAAAGGAGGAAAUCUACAGUGCUGCAGAGAAGGUGAAAAAAGACAUUGGAGAUGUUACCAUCUUGGUAAAUAAUGCAGGAGUGAUUACAACUGCCGAUCUGCUCUCAACUCAGGACCAUCAGAUACAAAAAAUGUUCGAGGUCAACAUUCUCGCUCAUUACUGGACUACAAAAGCAUUUCUGCCAGCAAUGCUGAACAACAACCAUGGCCAUAUUGUCACUGUUGCUUCAGCAGCUGGUCAUUUGGCAACUUCUUUCAUGGUGACUUACAGUUCAAGCAAGUUUGCUGCAGUUGGAUUUCAUAAAGCCCUAACACAAGAACUUUCUGCACUGGGAAAGGAUGGAAUAAAAACAUCAUGCCUUUGUCCUGUUUUUACAAAUACUGGAUUUGUCAAAAAUCCAAGUAUAAGAUUCAUGAAAGUUUUGGAGCCAGAGAAGGUUGCAAAUAAACUGCUAGAGGGGAUAUUGACCAACCAGAAAAUGAUUUUUGUUCCAUCAUUUCUGAAGAUGCAUCUAAUAUUGGAAAAGAUUCUUCCAGAGCAUGCCUUGGCAGCAGUGUACAAGCUGCAGAAUAUUCAAUUUGAUGCAGUUGUUGGAUACAGAAACAGGGUCAUAAGUGAUUAGGUCAUCGCCCUCCUCCUCAAACCACACAGGCUGCAGAUGGUUCAUGUUUUGAGUUCAGAUCAAUUAUUCAGUGUUUUGAUUCAUUCAGAGAAAAAAUGGAAGACCCAUCUCUUUCCAACUGCCUUCCCACAACACAGCACUUGAUAAAGUCACAGCAACACUGCUCUGAACAGCAAUGAAUUUCUGUAGGUACCUGGCUGGCUGAGUUCCUGUUACAAUGAUUAUUUUAAUGCUUCUGGCAUUUGCUAGUAUUGUGUAAUUAACUGAAUAUGUUAGGGUGCCAAGAGCUUUAGGUAGAAAUCUUUUUAUGAUUCUAAAUCUAAAUAAAUAAAUAAAAUAGACACA